GGGUGAUCACGUUACCGGUUCCUGGAUCUUGGCCGGAUGGUUGCUGGAUGGUUACCGGAUGGUCGAGUCAACUAUUCACUGACACGAUUGACCGUCAGGAUGGCGUAGAGAAUGUACUAUGUGUACAAGUACUAUGUAUAGGCAGGGGUCACGGGAUAGACACGUGGUAUGUCUCUCCGUGGAUAACCGCAGCCAGCAUUCCAAUGAAGUGUCCAUAGUACAUAUUUGUAUAAUUUCUGUAUGCAGCCUCGGUUAAAAUACCCGCGGGA
Molecule: messenger RNA, 269 nt
Organism: Aspergillus glaucus CBS 516.65
Lineage: Eukaryota; Fungi; Ascomycota; Eurotiomycetes; Eurotiales; Aspergillaceae
Exons: 1
Coding region: 48-218 (56 amino acids)
Source: RefSeq, a predicted model, not a curated record